UCUGCGCAGGCGCGGGGCGCGCGGGCCCCCGGGAGCCGCGCGGUUUGAAAGGGCGGCAAUGGCGGCGGCUCCGAUCCUAGAGCCGGCCCCGGCUCUGAUCCCGGCCCUGGCUCUGAUCCCAGACCCGGCCCCGGCUCUGAUCCCGGCCCUGGCUCUGAUCCCAGACCCGGCCCCGGCUCUGAUCCCAGACCCGGCCCCGGCUCUGAUCCCAGACCCGGCCCCGGCUCCGAUCCCAGACCCGGCCCCGGCCCCGACCCCAGACCCGGCCCCGGCUCCGAUCCCAGACCCGGCCCCGGCUCCGACCCCAGACCCGGCCCCGGCUCCGAUCCCAGACCCGGCCCCGGCUCCGACCCCAGACCCGGCCCCGGCUCCGAUCCCAGACCCGGCCCCGGCUCCGACCCCAGACCCGGCCCCGGCUCCGAUCCCAGACCCGGCCCCGGCUCCGAUCCCAGACCCGGCCCCGGCUCCGAUCCCAGACCCGGCCCCGGCUCUGAUCCCAGACCCGGCCCCGGCUCUGAUCCCAGACCCGGCCCCGGCCCCGACCCCAGACCCGGCCCCGGCUCCGACCCCAGACCCGGCCCCGGCUCCGAUCCCAGACCCGGCCCCGGCUCUGAUCCCAGACCCGGCCCCGGCCCCGACCCCAGACCCGGCCCCGGCUCUGAUCCCGGCCCCGGCCCCGGCCUGGGCCCAGGGCAGCGACGACGUGGAUGUCCUCACUCUGCUCCGCCUGAGGGACCGAAUGAAGGAACAGCUCACGGAGUACAAAAAAGCCAUUCUUGCCAAUCAAGAAAAUUUCGUUGAUCAAUUGAAGAUUAAUGCCAUUGAAAAAACAAUGAUCCAGAGUGCCACAGAAGAUUUGGAAAGAACUAUAGGGGAAGCAAAAGUCUCUUUCCAGAACAAGACCUUGGCCUUGCAAAGGAUCCAAAUUAUGGAUGCCCUGAGAAACAAAUUGGAACAAGAUGAUGAGGAUUCACGUCUGAUCCUGGAAACAGUGAACCGCAUAGGAUUGCUCAGCCGGACAAUAAUUGAGUAUCAGCGGCAAGCACAUGAGAAGGAACAGAAGAUGACUGACAUUAAAAGGAAAAGACUCUCUUUAAAAAGAGAAGGACAGAAAUUACAGCAAAUGCAGACCACGAUGAAAAGGCAAAAGGAGAAACAAGCAAGUGUGAAUGUCACUGAAAAAGAGAACAGGCUUAAUAAAUUGGAACGAGAAAGACAGAUGACUACAAUAAUUCAAAACGUGCUCCAGAACAUCAUAAUUGGAAGCAGAGUUAACUGGGCCGAAGAUCCAUCUUUAAAGGAAAUUGUUCUACAGCUUGAAAAAAAUGUCUAUCUUCAGUAAGUCAGGAGAUGGAUAUAUUGGUGUUUAUUUUAUUCAGUGUGUGCAUUUCAACUAAACCUGAUAGAUUAUAUGCAUCUCAAAAGUAUACUUCAAGAAUUCUAAAAUUUGAUCUUUCUGAAAGAUGUUGUUCUCUUUAGAAAAUUAGAAUGUGUGCAAGCAAUUCUUUUCAACGGAUUUAUCUUCUGGUAGACAACAAACAUUUGAACAGGUAGGAGAGCUGAUUAAAUGAAACUACCUGAAGACUCACGUCUCAAGCUGUGCUGUCUCAAGUGCCUCUGAAAGGCAACAAUAAGACAAGACAGGUUUCAAGGUUUCAUGUAGAAGUGGAGUUAAACUGAGGCUUUGCUGUGUACCCCUUUCCUGAGAGUCAGCAGGCUCUGGAGCUCAAGCAGGAUGCACAACCCUCCUGUCCUAGUCGAAAGUUCAGUCUGGAAGAUUUAUUAGCAAGUCUUGAGUUGGGAUUAUUUUUGGUUUUAAUUACGUAUAAUUUUAUGUUUUAUGUAUUAUUGUAUGGAUUAUGUAUAAUUUUAAACACCAGAAAUUUUAUGCUUGUUAGCAGUGUCUCGUCUGCAGAGGUGACUGCAUACUGUCGACUGUGCAGCUAAGCAGUGUUUUAAUUACAUGUUUUUACUAGCAUUUGCGCCUUUUUUAGUCGGUGCUGUUUGUUGGAAAUAAAUGUUUGAAAGUGUGAAAAAGGCAUAUUGUGUGUGUGGCUCUAUGCAGAUAUUUACUAUAUGUAAUAUGCUAGGUAGAAAAGUUAUGCAAUAUUAACAUUUUAAAUAAUAUAGUAAAUGUAGUUUUUAACAUUGAAUCUAAGUAAGAAUUGUGUGUAAGGUAUUGUCCUUAGCUCAAGAGCAAAGAGAAGAUAACCCAGAGGUUUCUACACAGAGAGAACAAUUACAACAAGCCAGACUAAAACCCCCUCUUGGAUGUUUCAGAGGGAAAGAUGCAGAUCUCCUUGAAACCACCCUGACCAAUCCAGACCAUGCAUAUCUCCUUGAAUCCACAAAGCUACCUGGUUAAGCCAGACUCCAGGACGCCAGGGGUUUUGCAAAAGGCUCGUGGCAAACGGGCUUUUCUUAGAUAAAGUAUGCAUAACCAUUAAAGUUGGUCCUCAAAAAUAGAGAGGCAUCUCCCUAACGGGGCCCUUCUUCACAGCCUUUGUCUGGGGGGGAGGGGGGACGUAGUCCCGGGCUACCUUUCUUUGCUCUUAUUGCCUCAUUAUUUGUCCUGUCUCUGAAAACUUUUUAAACUUUUAUUAUUGUAUUAUAUUUUUUGUAACCAAUUUUUAUUCUUUAUUAAAUUUUCAUAAAUUUCAAGAAGCGAGUUAUUGGCAUUUAUCACAGGGAGUCCCUUGUUAUCUAGGUGUAUGACUUGUAACUUGGUGAGUGAUCACUAGCUGGGGUUUUUUUAGGUGGGUGCCUUGAAUUAAUAAUAAAAAUAAAACCUGA
Messenger RNA from Prinia subflava (tawny-flanked prinia), 2793 nucleotides. It is a transcript of the gene CENPH, whose product is annotated as centromere protein H. Lineage: Eukaryota; Metazoa; Chordata; Aves; Passeriformes; Cisticolidae. Gene Ontology annotation, biological process: chromosome segregation; kinetochore assembly; mitotic spindle organization. Gene Ontology annotation, cellular component: nucleus; kinetochore. Gene Ontology annotation, molecular function: kinetochore binding. The transcript is spliced from 9 exons. The record is from RefSeq and is a predicted model, not a curated record. The coding region runs from base 59 to 1342 and encodes 427 amino acids.